AUGGCCCCCACCUUUAAUACAUUUAUGCCUUUGCCCCUCUUCCACCCUCUAGGCCCCUACCCCCUCCCGGUCCUACCUCACACUCCCACCCCAACCAUUCCUCCCCAAAAACCGGAUGUCAUCACUGGUCACGAUGAUUACUGGAGAGCACUGGAAACAACAAGCAGCAAUGGAAAGAAGUUCGAAGGGGAUCUGACAUUCAGAUGCCUUACUGGUGAGCGCUUGAAACGCCAAGCACACUCCUGCGACGACGAGUUCUUCUUCAGCAGUCCCCAACGCCCCUCUGCAUCUGCGAGAACUUUGUGCACUACCUCCUCCUCCUCCUCCUCCUCCUCCUCCUCCUCCUCCUCCUCCUCCUCCUCCUCUUCUUCUUCUUCUUCUUCUGCGUAG
Messenger RNA from Macrobrachium nipponense, 390 nucleotides. RefSeq lists its product as uncharacterized. The transcript is spliced from 3 exons. The record is from RefSeq and is a predicted model, not a curated record. Bases 1 to 390 code for a protein of 129 amino acids. Lineage: Eukaryota; Metazoa; Arthropoda; Malacostraca; Decapoda; Palaemonidae.